Suillus subaureus is the source of this 1169-nucleotide messenger RNA. RefSeq lists its product as uncharacterized. Bases 1 to 786 code for a protein of 261 amino acids. The record is from RefSeq and is a predicted model, not a curated record. Lineage: Eukaryota; Fungi; Basidiomycota; Agaricomycetes; Boletales; Suillaceae. The transcript is spliced from 13 exons.
AUGCAGACGGAAUAUUCGGCUGACGAUAUCGAGGCAGCGACGAGUUUGCAGUUCUUCGCGUGGAGAUUCCUGCUUGUCUCGCACUGGAACACGAUGAAAGGCCUUUAUAUCGUUACGCGAUAUCUCCCCUUUCUCCUCCUCGCCACAAAUCUAUAUUUGAGUUUUAUCCCAAAUGAAACCCCAGGUAAAUGCCGGGUAUUGGAUAAUAUUUGCUUAGGUUUCGGCAUACUAUCAGUCAUUUGCUCCGAGGGUAUUUCCUUCCUCCCUAGGACGAUAUUUCGCCCUCAGAACAUAAUCUUACUCGCAGCAGUGCUUUCUACCUAUCUCCUAGUGGUAGAUGCAUCAGCUAGACUUUUGCCGGAGCAUCCGUCAGCAUUGCCUUCACCACCACUGCUCCCGCAGCAUAUGCGACUAGCGCGAUCCCGGGCAUCACAGGGUGCUACCAGAGUUCGACCAGUUUCCGACUCUUCAUACCGUUUAUUCUCCUUUCCGUAUUCGAAUUGGAACUGGCGGACAAACCAAGGCCCUCUGUACGUUGUCCUGGUGAAACAUAACAUAUUUUAUUAUACGUGUGGUUUUUUGUUCUCAGUAGCGAACAUAUUCACAUCACUGCUCCUCCAUUACUCCUACCACGCUAUAUUGGAUGAUUUCCAGUUCGUGAUCCUCGCGACUCUCGCCACGCGCAUGCACCGCCGUCUUUGGCAGAUGAAGCCACAGACAUACAGCUCUGACGCCCUCAUGCCAAUUCCUAUGUCCGAAAUGUCACCUGUUGAGCAUACGGCGUGACGUGACACCUUACCUGGCGGCGUCGUUCGUCGAGCGAGGUGUACAUGCUUAACCUUCACGACUAUGUUCUCUGUCGUGGGGCAAAAGAUGCGUGAGUGGAUGAGACCAGGAUUCUGGAUUUGAACAUGCUAGAGCGAGAAGCACGGCCUAACAAAUACUUACGCCCACCUUCUUGGUCGUGCAACCAGGAUGUGAAUCUGCCUGUACACUAUGGACCUCGUCACCUGCGUUGAUGAUAUGAUGGAUAAGGGAGAAGACCUGGUGCACAAGCUAUCGUUUACAUCUCUCAAUUUAGCGGUGGAGUUCGUACUUGAAUUAUUUUAUCUAUUAAAUGUCCAUAUUAUCGAAGCGGCAGCAGAAAUGCGAUGAAGUGCGCAGAUACU